AUGUCAAUACCACUAUCGCAGACCAACUUCGACCGUUCUCUCCGCAGCUUCAUCAAUGACAUACGUGCUGAGCGGCUGGACGCCCUUACAAUUCACACUGUCCAAAAUGUAUUGAGCAAGUCGGUGGCCGAAACGACAAAGGAGGAGGCUUGGGCAGAGAUACAAGCGAAGCUGGAGGAACUGGGAAUCCCCAUCGAUCAAUCCACCAGAGACCGGAACUACGUUGUUUCAGCUCUCCGUAAAGCCGUCGAGGAUGAGAACCUUCUGCGGAACAUUCAAUUCCCCACAUCAAAACCUGGCGCGCCAAUCGUCUUAGAGUCGCCAGCUAGAAGGGUGCCUAGCCACGAUGCACUUCAAACUGCUCAAGGGCAGAGUCCCUCGGAGACCCAGGGUCCAGCAGCCUCAACCCCGGACUAUUACCGAGAAGACUUCGGCCUCUCCGACAAGAUUACAAUACCCCAGAAGAACUCCCGCGCCAACUUCCGUCUCAAGUUAUCAGCGAGUGCUGUACCGACACUAGAUGCAGAGAACCUUCCUAUACCAGUCGAUUUUGAUUCUAGAGGCACAGGUGACUCAGAAAAGCAGGUGGUGACCACGUCGCGCACACAUGAGGACUUCCCAAUCCCAGUGUCAGCGACCUUCUCGCCUGUCGACGAUGCGGACAAAGAGGUUCUACCGUAUGAAAGCUUUGCAAUAUUGUCGGGCGUGGAGACCACUGGUGAUCACUCGAAUGGUACGCGUUCAGCGAGUCAAUCGGAGGGCAGCCGCCCCUCUCUUCCCUCGCCCGCUCUGACCUCCACCAUCUCCCAUCGCCCAAGCAGCAGGAGUGCCAAAAGCAGCAAAAGACCGAGUAUCAUGAGCCGGAUGAAGUUCAAACUUUCCACCUCCAAAGACGAAUUCAUCUCUGUGAUCCAAGCUGGUAAUUUCGUGCCAGUCCAAGUAGCGCUGGACAAAGGGGCAGAUCCCGAUACGAUGAAUUUACAAGGGCAGACUGCUUUGAUGGUAGCGUGCUCAUUCGGCCACGAGUCCAUUGUUCAUCUGCUGCUUGAAUACGGGGCCCACCCGAAUAAGAUGUCCAACAAAGGAGACACCGCAUUGACAGUAGCGGCUUCGCGAGGAUACGAGGGCAUCGUACGCUUGCUUCUGGGACGCGGUGCACAGAUAGAUGGCUCCAAGAACAUUGGCAAAACUGCGCUUUCGUCAGCCGCAGAGAAUGGACACGAGAACAUGGUUCGAAUCUUGUUCAACUCGGGCGCCGAUAUCAACGCGCUUUGUCAUACUGGUGAUACGGCUCUUGCCCAGGCCGCUAGCAAUGGACACCAUGACAUUGCCCGGUUUCUGCUGGAUAAUGGAGCCUAUGUGGACCUCACAGCGUACCCAAGACAAACACCGCUAUACAAGGCUGUUUAUAACGGCCACACUGCCAUGGUCCAACUGCUAUUGGAAAGGGGAGCUGAUCCGAACUGCGCGGAUUCUGUGCGAGGUCAGACCCCCUUAAGGAUUGCUGCCUUGUAUAGACGGACAGAAAUUAUCUAUCUACUGCAACAACUUGGUUACCAAGUCCCCAUGUACGAUUUUCAGCCUCUGUCUCACUCGUUUGACGAUGUGAUUUUCUGA
Molecule: messenger RNA, 1617 nt
Organism: Penicillium chermesinum
Lineage: Eukaryota; Fungi; Ascomycota; Eurotiomycetes; Eurotiales; Aspergillaceae
Product: ankyrin repeat domain-containing protein
Exons: 2
Coding region: 1-1617 (538 amino acids)
Biological process (GO): protein localization to ciliary inversin compartment
Cellular component (GO): ciliary inversin compartment
Molecular function (GO): protein binding
Source: RefSeq, a predicted model, not a curated record